CAGAAGAAGAUUCAAGAGUCCAAUUGGUGUGACUGAAUUACAUUAUUUCAAUAAUGAUGAAAUUUCUGGCUAUUUUGUCCUUAAUUGGGCUAUGUACCGCAGCCGUUCAAUACAAACCUUUCCAAUACGCUAAAAAGCCUCAAAUAGUUCAAUAUAUACAAGAUAAGUCUAGUCUGUCCAUCGAUAAUGGUGCCUACAUACAUGAUAAUUCAGGUGCAUACAAUGAUGAUGGUCAGUAUCAUCAUGAUAACAGCGGCUCUUACAUACCAGAUGACUCAGGAAGAUAUAUUCAUUCAGACGAAGAUUAUCAUCACGUUGGUGAUGGUAACUAUGGUGGAAAUAACAUAAGAGGAGUGUCAGUUACUGAUUUCCCCCAGGCCAGUGUCAGAAAAAAUUCAAAUUCAGCUGGUUCGAAGGACUACAACAAAUAUGGCAUAAUCAGGAAAAUAGAACAAAUAUUGGAAGAUGGUUACCACUACAUAUAUGAAACUGAAAAUGAAAUACUGGGAGAAGAGGAAGGCCAUCUGGUGAAUAAAGGACAAAAGGACGAGUACAUGGAUGUCAAGGGAUUUUACAAAUACAUUGGAAAUGACAAUGUAGAAUAUAAAGUAGAGUACACAGUAGAUUCUGAAAAUGGUUUUGUACCCAAAGGAGAUCAUAUUCCACAACUUCCACAAUCAUCAUCGUGAGGUGAAUUCCAUUUGGGAUCAAGAACAUCUCACCGAGUUCAUAGAGCAAAAUUGUGUGAUUUUUCCUGAAACUUCAUUCUAUUCCUCUUUUUUAUGUAAAUAAAUAACGGAAACUACAUACGUAUAUGUUUCAAUUAUAGUAUCAGUCCAGAAAUA
Molecule: messenger RNA, 845 nt
Organism: Leptinotarsa decemlineata (Colorado potato beetle)
Lineage: Eukaryota; Metazoa; Arthropoda; Insecta; Coleoptera; Chrysomelidae
Source: RefSeq, a predicted model, not a curated record